Messenger RNA from Fusarium oxysporum Fo47, 889 nucleotides. RefSeq names its product short coiled-coil protein. The record is from RefSeq and is a predicted model, not a curated record. NCBI's taxonomy places the organism in Eukaryota, Fungi, Ascomycota, Sordariomycetes, Hypocreales, Nectriaceae. The transcript is spliced from 2 exons. The annotation marks the transcript as partial.
AAAUUCAUCAACUAUGACAACACUUCCAAGUCGGCGACAUGUAGCGUGCGUCAUUUACCUCGGAUUACAUCUAUGCUUGAGCCCAGCCCCCGCAGCCCUUGGGUUCACGAACCCAUAUUCGACAGCUCCAUUUCAGUCACAAUUCUCAUGAGUUUCCUCCCCACAAUUGUUUCCAGCUAUCCUAUGUAUUUAUCAGCUCUUGAUGUUACACCUCUAGCUAUGACUGGGCUGGUUGCCUUGUCAGGGCACCAGCCGCCUUCGCCCAUCCUUGCUCCUGGCCAAGAUACCAGCGAGCCUCUCGAGACAGCAAUUGAACCGGAUGACACCCAGGCCAUGAGCCCGCGGAUGACGAGCGAAGAGGUCGAAGCGUUGAAGUGUGAAAUGCAUACUGGAUUGCACCGGCAUGCGAAAGCUUUGCAGGACUCGCUACUCCUCAUCUUUAACCGCAUCGAGGCAGCUGAAAAGGGAAACGAGAAGCUAGACAGCAACAAAAAGGUGCUGCAGAAAUAUAUCGAGGACUUGACUAGCAUGCACCAGACCACGGCUUUGGACAGGCACGAGAAGUACUGAGCCUUUCUUGGGGAAGUUUUUGUCGUGCCGCAAACGUCCGGGCGAGGCUUGUCCGUUUUGGGAGGAAAGUUCGCUGGUGGCUUGGUGUUAGGAGUGAUUGUGAGCUCUGGAAUGGUCAUGAUGAAGCAGUAUUGCGGGAGUGGAAGAUAAUGUGUUGUUGAAAGGUCAGUUACAUACCAUGCAGUACCCACCCACCGGUAACAUCCACCUACCGGUAAGCAAAAAAGAAAAUUACCCAUACAAACUGCCGGUUUUCGAAUACACGGUUCAUGGCCCGGCUUGAAGUUAUCUACUUGAAAAAAAACAUCAUUUUACUGAG